UCUUUCUUUCUUUCUUUCCGGCUCCCCCACCUCUUUUUUUGCCUCUUCCCCUUCCUCAUCUCUCUCCUUCAUUUAUUUAUUCAUUCAUCCAUUCAACGGAUUCCAAAAAGCAAUGGCGACAUUCGAAGCUGCACCGGCAUCAACACAGGGCCUGCCGAACUAUGGCACGAUCGCCACGCCGAGGAUCGACCUCUCGAAACCAUACUUUGACCAGUCGACGUAUAUGGGGCGAGUGCGGCAUUUCAUCCAGGUGACCUCGCCCUUGAACCUGUUUGUGAGCGGACGAGGAUUGGAGGAUGCCAAGAACCUGAUUAAUGAUUAUAACACGGGCAAGAUCCCUGCGAAUACUGAUCCUGCGAAGCUCUGGAGGGCUAAAGAGAUCUGCGACUCGACAUUGCACCCGGACACUGGAAAACCAAUCUUCCUCCCCUUCCGGAUGUCCUGCUUCGUACCGACGAACCUCCUGGUCGCUGCCGGGAUGCUCAUGCCGAAUCCCACGGUCCGCUCGAUCAUCUUUUGGCAAUGGACGAAUCAAUCCGUGAACGUGGCCUUCAACUACGCGAACGCGAAUAAGACGAUCGAGAUGAAUAUGAAGGAGACCGCUUUCGCAUACAUGUCCGCGGUCACGACCUCGUGCUUUUUGGCCGUCGGCUUGAAUCAGCUGGUGCCGCGGUUGACGUCGAUCUCUCCAGGCGUUAGGACGGUGUUGGGAAGGUUGGUGCCGUUCACGGCCGUCGCGGCUGCGGGAACGGUGAAUGUUUUCUUGAUGCGCGGAAAAGAGAUCAGCGAGGGAAUUGAUGUAUUCGAUCAUGAGGGCACAUCCGUUGGCAAAUCCCAAAAGGCCGGUCUGUCCGCGAUUUCGCAAGUCGCGAUCUCUCGAAUCCUGACCAACUUCCCCGUACUAACGAUCCCACCGUUGGUGCUGUCGCAGUGGGAGAAGACGGCUUGGUCUCAGAAAUACCCUCGGGCGGUCUUGCCCAUCAAUUUGGCCGUGAUCUCCCUCUGUCUGAUGACGGCCCUCCCGCUCGCCAUCGCGGCCUUCCCGCAGUACGCGAACGUGGAUGUGAAGACUUUGGAGGAACGGUUCUGGAAUUUGAAGGAUUCGAAGGGCGAGCCCAUCAAGACCUUGACUUACAACAAGGGGCUGUAGUCCUUUUCUUGAUUACUAUCUAUUCUUCACUCUUCUCUCUUCUCUCUUCUCUCUUCUCUCUUCACUCUUCUCUCUUCUCUCUUCACUCUUCUCUCUUCUCUCUUCACUCUUCUCUCUUCUC
Messenger RNA from Gamsiella multidivaricata, 1271 nucleotides. Its product is annotated as Tricarboxylate/iron carrier. The record is from RefSeq and is a predicted model, not a curated record. Gene Ontology annotation, cellular component: mitochondrial inner membrane. NCBI's taxonomy places the organism in Eukaryota, Fungi, Mortierellomycota, Mortierellomycetes, Mortierellales, Mortierellaceae. The transcript is spliced from 4 exons. Gene Ontology annotation, molecular function: monoatomic ion transmembrane transporter activity. The coding region runs from base 113 to 1150 and encodes 345 amino acids. Gene Ontology annotation, biological process: mitochondrial transmembrane transport; monoatomic ion transport.